Pipistrellus kuhlii (Kuhl's pipistrelle) is the source of this 913-nucleotide messenger RNA. RefSeq names its product anaphase promoting complex subunit 15 (gene ANAPC15). Lineage: Eukaryota; Metazoa; Chordata; Mammalia; Chiroptera; Vespertilionidae. The coding region runs from base 298 to 705 and encodes 135 amino acids. The record is from RefSeq and is a predicted model, not a curated record. Gene Ontology annotation, cellular component: anaphase-promoting complex. The transcript has 6 exons. Gene Ontology annotation, biological process: regulation of mitotic cell cycle spindle assembly checkpoint.
CGGGAACGGGGAAAAACAAAAGGAGGCCAAUGACGCAUGCGCUCGGUGUGUCCCAGGUUCUGGUGGGUCCUUCCGCUGAGGCGGAGUCAAGUGCUUCCGGGUCACUGCCGGCUGCCGCCUCCCUGCGCGGACCCGGACUGGACCUCCCCGCCGGAGUUCUGUGCGUCAGUUCACUGUGACCUAGAGCCCAGUCGUUGCCUGUUGCUGAGCCUCAAUUUUCCUGUGAGCCGAACGGUUUUAAUUCAUAUUCUCUGGCACCUUCUUGGUCAGCUCCCUCAGCUGAUUAAUCCGAACUGAAUGUACUUGUUCUCUCACAUUCUAGGAGCCAUGUCCACCUUGUUUCCCUCCCUCUUCCCCCGUGUGACUGAAACGCUGUGGUUUAAUCUGGAUCGGCCUUGUGUGGAGGAGACAGAGCUGCAGCAGCAAGAACAGCAGCAUCAAGCCUGGCUCCAGAGCAUUGCAGAGAAAGACAACAACCUGGUACCUAUUGGCAAGCCGGCCUCAGAGCACUAUGAUGAUGAGGAAGAGGAGGAUGAAGAUGACGAUGAGGAUAGUGAAGAGGACUCAGAGGAUGAUGAAGACAUGCAGGACAUGGACGAGAUGAAUGACUACAAUGAGUCACCUGAUGAUGGAGAAGUCAAUGAGCCUCCUCUCCAGGUGGACAUGGAAGGCAACGAACAGGAUCAGGACCAGUGGAUGAUCUAAAUAGACAAGGCAGAGUGGCCUCAGGGAGAAUCCAGGCCAUCCCAACCCACUCUGUGACUCCUGCAGAACCAGCUGAUCACCCCAGGACUGGAAAGUUCACCCUCAGGCACCUCCUCAGCUGCUGCCAGGACGUGGUCUCCUUGGCCCCUCCAGGGCCAUCAGCCUGCCCUUGAAUCCCCAGGACCCGAGUCCACCGCACCUUUCUGGC